AUGGGACGCGAAAAUGUAUCAAAGGAAAGUGAGGAUAGCUCUUUGACUAUUUUGGAUGACGAGAGCUCGUGCUGGCGAGCAUUUUGCUACCAAACAUGGCAGGUUUUGGUCUUGGGACGUAACAAAAAUGAAUGGUUUGGAUUGAAACGGACAUUGGAACAAUUGGGACAAAAAAAGGUGUUGCAGGCAAUGGAACAUGUGGAAAACGAGGUAGUGGAACGAAGUAUCGAAACGCGGUAUCGUUGGCUUAUGUCAAUGGUUCAAGGAAAACGAUUUGUGCCUAUGAGCGCUAAGUUUGCGGGGAAGGCGCCUUGGAACGAAGCGAUAGUGGGGGAAGCAGAGGAGGGUGUAGAAGAAAACGGCAUCGUAACACAAUCUUCAACUGAUAUAUCCCAGAACAGUGCUAUAGAUGAUUGUUCUUUCGUUGCAAGUCUCAUAAAUAUCAGACAACGAGCUCCAACCACGCUGGUAAUUGAACACCCAUAUCCCUCGUUAUACAACGUGAACUUGCAUUUCAACGGGGCUCCCAAUCGUCUGGUACAGGUGCGCUCUGCAGAUUUGCGAGACAGGCCCACGGUAUGCUCUUCAAAUGUGGCAGACAAGGCCCUAGAAAACGCAUACAUGCAAGUUAAAAACAGCUCCUGUUCUCAAUACAACGGCUCCAACAGCGCUAUCGACACGUUUCUGCUGAACGGCUUUAUACCUGAGGUUUCUGCGACUCACAAAACAUCGGUUGAGCGCAUCGCUUCGCUUUUCAAAAGCGCAUCGUGUCUCAUAACCUUAGGAACCGCCGCUACAGUACAUGACCCGCUUUUUCUUACCCAUCACGACUACCCGGUGACCGGGAUCACCGAAGAAGGGCUGCUGAGUAUCAGAGACCCCUUGGAAGAACACAGCUCCUUUACCGUGUCACAGGACCGCUUGGCACAGAAUUUCAGUGUUGUGUAUCUCAACUGGAACACUACGAUGCUGUUUGCCAAGCAUCGUGUUUUCACCUUCAAAUAUGACUCUUCUCAAAACAAGACAUCACCCAGUCUCCUAGAGAAAUUCAUUUACCAAGUGGAUAACCAAUCACAGGUCUCAGAACCUGUUUGGGUCUUGCUAGAACGACACCUCGACGCUUCGGCUGGUGACAAGGAUUUCUGCCAUCUGGAGCUCGUCUCCCCGGAUCUUCUGUCACCGCAACAAGUGAGGGGCUCUAACCUCGGAUUUGACUUGCUCAAGCUCGAGUUACGUCCUAGGGACUGCAAGCUGAUAGCUUGUUUGUCCGCAGUGUCUGCAAACUAUAGCAUCCAUUUUUAUCAUGUCUCCGACCGCAUUCAAGUUCGAAAAUUUGAUAAGAAUGUUCAUUCCGCCUCGGCGGAUGGCGAAUGGGACGCAGUGACCAACUUUGGUCCCUUUUCCAAUGCUUGUUACUACAUGAAUCCGACAUUCGAGCUAGUCGUCAAGGGCACACACCGAACGACAAUUUACAUCGAUAUACAGCUGAUAAGCUACACGUCUGCCGCCGUGAACGCUCAGGUUUUCCAUUCUGAAGACGCUGAACUGGCUCAUCCUAUUCUUACCGAUAACACUUACGAGUCGAAGAUUCAUGUGAGGCGUUCGGUGCCGCUUGCUACAGAUACUCGUUACCACAUUGUGUGCUCCACUUUCCACGACAAGAUAAACGCAGGAAAGUUCAAGCUCCUCGCCCUGGACCCAUCCGGUUGCAAUACUAUUACUGUAAAGCGCGUCUACCCACAAUUUGGUCCUCAUCGCUACCAUAACAAGUUCGACUUCAAUUGGCGUACAACGAAUCGCCAAAAAGUCAGAUUAUCACCAAGGCUCACGACUAAAGCUCAAUUGCGUGUUCUACCACUUCAACUGAACCCCUCGUUAUCGGUAAGGAUCAACAUUUUCACGAAUGACACCAAAGUUGCCGUCUUCACUAGCCAUGAGUUUUUGAAGGUCCCAAGACACGGAUUGGUCUUAAAAGAUAUCGUCCUGAAAGCUGAAGAAAUCUUGGUAAUGCUCAUCGAAAAUCAAGGGCCUGUCAGAACCGUCCAGGAUACGACAAUGCGCUUGGAGCUAGGCUCGGACUUCGAUAUCGCUAUAAACGAAGUCUAG
Messenger RNA from Lachancea lanzarotensis, 2106 nucleotides. RefSeq names its product LALA0S02e11584g1_1 (gene RIM13). Lineage: Eukaryota; Fungi; Ascomycota; Saccharomycetes; Saccharomycetales; Saccharomycetaceae. The coding region runs from base 1 to 2106 and encodes 701 amino acids. The record is from RefSeq and is a predicted model, not a curated record. The transcript has a single exon.